AUGGAAACAAUCAUUGUUAACCCAACCCAAAAUGAAUUUGUAGACUUUAACUCAGUAACCAAUACUGAACAAGAAUUAAUCAUUCUUGAAAAGAACGAGGUAUUGAAUAGAUCAUCUAUUCUACCACAAACUCCUUCAAAGGAACAAAAACUUGAAGAUGUACCAGUCUUUGGUUUUGAUUACGAUGCUAUGGAUAAGAAGGCUUUCUUUGAACAAUUCGGUGCGGAGUUUAUUCCUUCUGAUCUCUCAACAAAAAAGAUAAUUAAACACAUGUAUGAGACCAAGAUUAGAUGUGGUGCCUCCGGUGAUGACCUUCCAACCAUUGAAGAACCUUUCUACAUUGUUGACUUGUCUGAGGUGCUGAGACAAGUUCAAACAUGGAGACAAGAGUUACCAAGAGUUACUCCUUUCUAUGCUAUCAAGUGUAACCCAAAUCCAUACUUUUUGAGAGUGCUUGAGAAACUUGGUUGUGGUUUUGACGUUGCUUCACGUGACGAAAUUGAAUGUGUCAAACAAGUUCUUCCAAACAAUGAUGAACUGGCUGCAAGAUGUAUUUAUGCCAAUCCAUGUCAUCCAAUUUCUCAUGUUAAAUACGCCAGUACAAGCGGAGUUCAACUCACCACUGCUGACAACGUUGAUGAGUUGUAUAAAUUGAAGAAAUACUGGCCAGAUGCACAAAUUGUAAUUCGUAUCAAGACUGACGACAGUCACUCUGUUUGCCAAUUCAGUACCAAGUUUGGUGCUGAACUUGGUGUUGCUUUCGAAAUGGUUGACAUUAUCAAAGAUUUAGGCUUGAAUCUUGUUGGUGUCAGUUUCCAUGUUGGCUCUGGUUGCAAUGAUGUUAAUUCAUUCCUCAAAGCAAUUAGAGAUGCUCGUGCUGUAUUUGACUAUGGCUUUAAAGUGUUGAAUAAGAAAAUGUGGUUGCUAGACCUUGGUGGAGGUUGGCAAGGAAGAAGUAAUGAACACGGAAAUGCUGCUUUCAUUUCUGUUGCAAGAACCAUCAAACCACUUCUUGAUGAACUUUUCCCUGUCAAUAGUGGGGUAAAGAUUAUUGCUGAACCAGGCAGAUAUAUCGCUCACAGUACACAUACCUUGGUCACAUCAAUCUUCUCAAGAAGAAUUGAAAAGUCUAGAGUCUUGUACUACAUUUAUGAAGGUGUUUAUCAUAGCUUCAACUGUCUCAUCUUUGAUCAUGCAGAACCUGAAAUUAAACAUAUCAGCUACGAAGAGCUCGUUUCUGAUAAUGUAAAGGAUGAGGUUGAAGAAAGAGUUGGUCACACCGAUAAGCCUGUUACUUUGUAUGGCAGUACUUGUGAUUCAAUGGACGUCAUUCUCAAAGAUUCCCAUAACAUUCCAAACUGUUUAGAAUGUGGAGAUGUUCUCUUCGUUGAAUUGUUUGGAGCGUAUACCAUUGCUGCUGGUACUUCUUUCAACGGUUUCAAGCUUGCAAAGAUUCACUACAUUGCUCGCAUUGAUUAA
Molecule: messenger RNA, 1479 nt
Organism: Naegleria lovaniensis
Lineage: Eukaryota; Heterolobosea; Eutetramitea; Acrasida; Naegleriidae
Exons: 1
Coding region: 1-1479 (492 amino acids)
Cellular component (GO): cytoplasm
Molecular function (GO): ornithine decarboxylase activity
Source: RefSeq, a predicted model, not a curated record